Molecule: messenger RNA, 657 nt
Organism: Verticillium dahliae VdLs.17
Lineage: Eukaryota; Fungi; Ascomycota; Sordariomycetes; Glomerellales; Plectosphaerellaceae
Exons: 4
Coding region: 1-657 (218 amino acids)
Source: RefSeq, a predicted model, not a curated record
AUGUUUCCGAGCCCGUGUUCUAGUGCUCAUCGAAUGAAAGUCCCGGCCGUCAAAGACUCCCUGACCGGCCGCGGCGCCAUUCCUUUCCAGGUUGCUGCCCAGGCUUCCAGUGCCCGUCUACCGGACCGGGUCCACAGCUUCGUGCAAGUCAUCGCCUUUCCUAAGAUGAGCCAGCUGGAUAGGUCUAGACUCAUCUAUCAGACAGAGAUGUAUUCGUGGUGUCCACAUACAUGGCCCCAAGUUCAGGAUACAGACGAAACUGAGAUAGAGAAAUGCGAUGCCAAAAAGGAUUUCUCCUUUGCCGUGUGCCGGCGUCGAACCCCCAAGUCCCUCCACGCGCUUUUGGACUUGCGCGCCCUCACAUGUAGAGGCAUGUGUUUACGGGUAUUUGUUAAGCACCUCUAUAACCACCAGGCCAUGCGUCACGGCCCGGUGGCUGUUGGUGAAUGGCGCGUCAGCGUUGUCUAUAUAGUUUGUGACGCUGUUGCCUUGGUCGUCUGGCAGGAAAGAGCGGUUGCCAGGCAGCCAGCCGACUUGGUGCUGGCUGAGGCUCCUCAGCAACCACCACGCCAUCUUGGUCUAUGCAUGUACUAUUCAUGCGGAUUGGGACAUGAGACACUCAACUUGCACGCUGCCAAAGUCUCUGCUCUGCUUUAA